GGAAGGCUGCCCGCAGCCUCUUCCCUUUCCCCCCGAGAGCGGCUCCACCCCUUCCCCUCACUGCCUGCAGCCACUGCCCCUCGGCAGCUGUGCCCCUCGCGUCGGUCUCGGGGCCUCCCUCCUCGCCUGCCCCGCGGGGCGGUGGAAGCAGAGCGCCAGGCUGCCCGCGGGACUCUGGUGAAGCUCCUGCACGGAGGUGGGAACCCAGCAGGGCCUACCUGUUCUCUCCUCCAUACCCCUGACCCACGAGACGCCGGCCCUGCCCCUCAGGUCCCUGGGUUUGGCUAAUUCUGCCGAGAGCGAGCAGGCAGAGGACUCGCCAAAGCUCCCAGCUGGCCUCCUGGAAGAAGGUCACUUUCUUUUGGGCGAAGGGUUUAAUGGGAGGUAACCCUGCCAGUGUUCGCCAAGCGGCCCGGGUGGCAGGAGCCACGGGUGCUCGGACGAGUUGUGGCACCUGGAGCCGGGUGGCUCGCCCUAAGCUUGCUUUGACAAAGGAGUUUUGAGUUGGUCUUUUGGCUGAGCUUGCCAGGGAAGGCAGGCUCCUGCAGGAGUCUUGGAGGGUCCGUGCGGUGCCGGAUGAGGCUGAGGCGUGGCUGAAGAUGCGUUUGGCUCUGCAGACACUGCAUCGAGCAGCAGGGGACUCUGGGAGGCUGGUGCAGCCAGAAGGCAUGGCUCUUGACAGCCUUCUAGUAGAGUCUCUGGAAUUGUGCAUGACAGAAGAGGAAAGAAACUAACGGGUAUUGAGCACCUACUGUGUGCCAGGCCCAGGCCAGGUUCCCCCCUCCUCCAGCCAGUCUGUGCAGACUUGUUGCUUGCUGUGUCAUCGGGAACGCAAAGGCUGGGAAGAAGGCCCUUCCCAAAAUGGACUGGUGUUGCAGGGUGAGAAGCUGCCCCCUGACUUCAUGCCAAAGCUCGUCAAGAAUCUCCUAGGAGAGAUGCCUCUAUGGGUCUGCCAGAGUUGCCGAAGGAGCAUGGAGGAAGAUGAAAGGCAGACAGGUCGAGAGCAUGCAGUGGCGAUAUCCUUGUCACACACAUCCUGCAAAUCACAGUCUUGUGGGGGUGACUCUCAUUCCUCUUCGUCAUCCUCUUCGUCAUCCUCAUCCUCGUCCUCAUCCUGCCAUGGAAACUCAGGGGACUGGGAUCCCAGCUCGUUCCUGUCAGCACAUAAGCUCUCGGGCCUCUGGAACUCCCCACACUCCAGCGGGACUGUUCCAGGCAGCUCACUUGGGAGUCCUCCUUCCAUCCCCGGUGAGGUUUUCCCCAUCUCGGAGCACCGCCGGCACUCAGACCUCACUGCUCCACCCAACAGCCCCACUGGCCACCAUCCACAGCCAGUGUCACUGAUCCCAUCUCACUCUGGAUCCUUUGGUUCACCAUCCCACCCACACCUGCUGCCCACCACCCCCUCAGCACCAUUCCCUGCGCAGGUUUCAGAAUGCCCUGUUGCUGCUGCUGCCGCCCCACACACCCCAGGGGCAUGUCAAAGCCCCCACCUGCCUUCCACCAGCAUGCCGCUCCUGAAGAUGCCUCCUUCUUUCUCGGGGUGCAGCCACCCCUGUAGUGGGCACUGCAGUGGGCCUCUGCUCCCACCACCAGGCUCACAGCAGCUUCUUAACACUCACAGCAGAGACCCUGGGUGCAAGGGGCACAAGUUUACACAUAGUGGCCUGGCCUGCCAACUGCCCCAGCCCUGCGAGGCAGAUGAGGGGCUAGGUGAAGAAGAGGACAGCAGCUCAGAGCGUAGCUCCUGCACCUCGUCCUCCACACACCAGAGAGAUGGGAAGUUCUGUGACUGCUGCUACUGUGAGUUCUUCGGCCACAAUGCGCCACCCGCUGCCCCGACGAGUCGGAAUUAUACCGAGAUCCGAGAGAAGCUCCGUUCAAGGCUGACCAGGCGGAAAGAGGAGCUGCCCAUGAAGGGGGGCGCCCUGGGCGGGAUCCCUGGGGAGCCCGCCGUGGACCACCGAGAUGUGGAUGAGCUGCUGGAAUUCAUCAACAGCACGGAGCCCAAAGUCCCCAACAGCGCCAGGGCCGCCAAGCGGGCCCGGCACAAGCUGAAAAAGAAGGAAAAGGAGAAAGCCCAGUUGGCAGCAGAAUCUCUAAAGCAGGUGAAUCGUGGUGUUUCUGGAAGCCAGGAGCUGAGGCCUGCCAGGGAGAGGUUUUUGGAGUGGCCUGACCAGGAGCUGGAUCGGGUCAACAGCUUCCUGAGCAGCCGUCUGCAGGAGAUCAAGAACACUGUCAAGGACUCCAUCCGUGCCAGCUUCAGUGUGUGUGAGCUCAGUAUGGACAGCAAUGGCUUCUCUAAGGAAAGGGCUGCUGAGCCUGAGACCCAGAGUCUACCCGCCUUGAACCUCAAUGGCUCCUCAGGGCACCGGCCUGACAUCAACCUUGACCUGUCCCCUUUGACUUUGGGCUCCCCUCAGAACCACACGUUACAAGCUCCAAGCGAGUCAGCCCCACCAUGGGCAGAAAUGAGAGGCCCCCAACCACUGUGGACAGAAGUGAGGGGCCCUCCUCCUGGUAUCAUCCCAGAGAAUGGGCUAGUGAGGAGACUCAACACCGUGCCCAACCUGUCCCGGGUGAUCUGGGUCAAAACACCCAAGCCAGGCAACACCAGCUCUGAGGAGCCAAACCCAAAGGAAGUCCCUAGUGACAAGCAGGAGCUACCUGAGCCUGUGGCCUCAGGUGGGAAGCCGCGGAAAGGCAAGAGGCAGGGGGGUGGUCAGGCUAAGAAGAGUGAGGCGACUCCAGCCCCCAGGUCCUCAGCCAGCCUGGAGGCUCCCGGUGCUAAGGGCCAGACCUCCAGCCCCAAGCAGCCAGGCAAGACCCUGGAACCUCCCAAAGUGGGCUGCUGUGCUGAGGCUGGAGAGGGGAGCCCGGGAAACCGGCCAGAACCAGGCUGGGCUAGCAGCCCAAAAGUCGACAAGGAGAAGGGCAGCUCUUGGCGAAACUGGCCAGGUGAGGCCAAGGCACGGCCUCUGCAACAGGAGUUUGUGCAGCCCUCAGGCCCAGCAAGGCCACAGAGCUUGCCGCAGGGCAAGGGCCGCAGCCGCCGGAGCCGCAACAAGCAGGAAAAGUCAGCCUCCUCCUUGGACGAUGUGUUCCUGCCCAAGGACAUGGAUGGGGUGGAGAUGGAUGAGACUGACCGGGAGGUGGAAUACUUCAAGAGAUUCUGUUUGGAUUCUGCAAAGCAAACACGUCAGAAAGUUGCUGUGAACUGGACCAACUUCAGCCUCAAGAAAACCACUCCCAGCACAGCUCAGUGAGCCCCUGUGGGUCCAGCUUCUUCAGGUGUCCUGAGACGCCCAACUGCCAGCUGAAGGUCUACAGUUUCUUCUUCCUCCACAUCCCCACCCACCUGCCCAAGACCCUCCUUGCUUCCCGCCAUCCUGGACCAACCCAAAGCUGAGCGGAUGCCCUGCCGGGCUGGGGCCCCUCAGGACCUCCACAGAGCCGCCUCCUGGUGCUAUGCAGCCUCCUCACUCAGAGCCCGGGGGCUGGGCUGGGCUGGCCUGUGGGCCAGGGGCUGAUGGUACUGCUGGCCCAACACUGCUCUUUUUGUGUUUGGUUUUUCUGUUUUUGUUUGUUUGUUGUUGUUUUUUAAUUCUUUACUUUUGAUACUGUGAAGAUCUUUCCUGCCGAAAGAUAAAGCAACUUUUGGACACAGA
Molecule: messenger RNA, 3668 nt
Organism: Myotis davidii
Lineage: Eukaryota; Metazoa; Chordata; Mammalia; Chiroptera; Vespertilionidae
Gene: FAM193B
Product: family with sequence similarity 193 member B
Exons: 11
Coding region: 903-3266 (787 amino acids)
Cellular component (GO): cytoplasm; nucleus
Source: RefSeq, a predicted model, not a curated record